CCGUCCGCGCGCAGCUCAGGCUCGCGGUCUCCGUGUCUCCGUCUGUGGUGGUCGGUGGCGGCACUGGAAUAAAUGAGGAGUCCGUUCUUCCGACGCAGAUACCGGGGAAAGACUCAGACGACCGUCCCGGGACGCUUGUUAUUGCUCCGUGUCCGUCUAAAGGGCAGUGGAUUAUUAUCGAUCACUGCUGGUGAUGGACGUGACAGCAGCGGUGCGGUGCAGCGCGUGUGUCCGUGAUGAUGCAGAGGAUUGUGCGGUGCUCUGUUGUCGGGGAAAUGUUGAACAUUUCUGCGGAUAACAUAAACCAUUAGUAUACCUGGGUGUGCGCCAUUAUUCCCCACGCACCUGCACCUUCAGGAAAUGAUCCUGUGAUUCUGAGGUGAUGGUGACACAACAGUGUCUUAGUGUUCGUGACAUUCAUUAACAUCAACCAACAACAACCACCUGUGCUACCAUUUUGUACAAGCCUAUUUUGUUUCUACCUCUUUUUAUUUAUCUUAAAGUUUUUGAAUGAACUGUCAUUGUAAGGAAGAUUUCCUCUACAUCACAAGCUUUUAUUGUGAUAUGUUUGUGUGUGCUGUUUUUUUUGGAUGGAAAUCCUCAUAAUGAGCGAGGCGUCUUCACACUAGAGCAAAUGAGACAUUGUUUUCCAAACCUGGAUGAGAAUAAACCUGUGGAAUGCUUGAUCUCAAGAUGAAGGAAACGUGUCGCAUCUGUGGCCGUGAGCUCUGCGGUAACCAGAGGCGAUGGAUUUUCCACCCGACCGCCAAACUCAACCUGCAGGUGCUGCUGUCCCACGCUCUGGGGAAAGAGCUGACCCGGGACGGCCGUGGAGAGUUCGCCUGCUCCAAAUGCACCUUCAUGCUGGACCGCAUGUACCGCUUUGACACGGUCAUUGCUCGUGUGGAGGCCCUGUCCAUCGAAAGGUUGCAGCGGCUCCUGCAGGAGAAACAUAGACUGAGACAGUGCAUCGGUGGACUCUAUCGGAAAACAAAUUCCGAGGAUGGAGCUGUAACAGUGGGUGGAGGCGAAGAAGGGCCAGUUGAUGGCAUGGUGGACUUUUCAGGCCUCGCUCAUGCAAAGUACUGUGCCCUGCUCCAGGACGACAUGGUCUACUCUUUGUACGAGUCUUGGGCUGACGACAGCCUGGACUGUCACCAUCACCACCACCACCACCACCCAGCAGGUCCAGGGUCAGAGGUUACAGUUGCAGGCUCACAACGCUGUCUGUCCAGCACUCCCAGGAGGUGCCAAGGAUGUUCCUACUGGAGAGUGACAGACUCUGAUUAUGAGGCUGUUUGUAAGGUGCCCAGGAAGUUGGCACGGAGUAUUUCAUGUGGCCCGUCAACCAGAUAUUCAGCCAGUGUUAUCGGAGGCAGUGUGGUUGGAGGGGUGGGAACUGCUGAAGAAGAAGAAGAAGACAGAAAAAGUGUGGACAAUUCAGAAGAACCCCCAUCUUCUUUAACUCUGGUCCCUGGUUCUCAGGACCCCUCAAGGAGAUCAGACAGUGAUCGCACACUGGCUGGACAUGCCAGCUCCAGCCCCUCUGUAACAUCUCUGGAGACAGCUGAGGAGUAUGUCCAGCCUACAGCCAUAACAGAUGGUCCUCUGAGUUCCCCUAGGGAACCCAUGGAUGACCGGAUAUUUGACUCCCUCUCUGAAGAGCACAUGGGAGCCCCACACAGUCAGUCCUCAUCUGGGCUCAGCCUCUCUCUGUCCCUGUGUUUGCUGCAGAGCUAUAGCAUCUACCGGCCAGUCAGGACCUCCAAGGGGAGCAAACUGCCAGUACUGCUCAGACGGAGCUUCAGUAAUGGAGGCACAAGGCUGGGAUACUCGGAUCCUGCCUUUGGAAUUACUUAUGGAACUCCAGACAAGGAAAGAGACAACAGCAUGCCAGUGCCUGGGCUGGAGACCCCUCUGAUCAAGCUGGAACAGGAUCUGAACAUGGCUUACAUGGCGGAUCUUUUUGAAGAUUUGUACAAAGAGUAUCCUCGCCCACCUCCCCACCAGAGUCUUGUCGAGGAGCAGCAAAGCCAGCUGAACCAGUAUGAGUGUGCGGCCGGUCAGUGUGUGAGUGAGCUGCAGAAGGCCCAGCUCCAGGUCCAGUCCCUGCAGGCCAAGAUCCAUGAGAGCGAGGCCAAUAACAUGAAGCUGCAGGAAAAGCUGAAUGAAAUGGAGUGUGAGCUGCGUUCACUUCGCCAGGCGGCUCACAGUCAGGAGAGAACCAUCCAGGGCCUCACCGAGUCUAUUGGUACAAAAGACAGUGAGGCUCAGGAGCUGUAUCAACUCAUCGAAGGGCAAAACGCCACUCUGUGCAAGCUGCAAGAAAUAGCCCAUCGCAACCAGCUCACGCAAUGCAAGGUUCCAGAGGGGGUCAGCGAGUCCUUGACCCUCGCCCAGCUGCAGGGCGAGUUGGUGGGCAUGCAGAGUUCGCUGUUCACCCUUGGGCUGGAGCUCGAGGCCAGCCAGCGGAGUCUCAGACAGAGUCAGAGACAAGGAGACGACUUAGUGAGGUUCAAGAACAGACUGAACUCUGAUCUACAGGAGGCACUGCAGCACAGGGAGGUCACUGAAAAACAUAACCAGGACUUGCACUGUGCCCUUCAGAAAAGUCGCUCUGAGCUUCAGGCCAAAGAAGCCGCUCUGAAGGAGAGCGAGGCAGAGAAAGUCUCUGUGGUGCAGGAAAAGGACAAGACCAUUGCACAACUCAAGCACUCUCUGCAAGACAAGGAGCAGCAAUUACAAGAAUACUCGGAUAUGCUGGAAACAACAGCAAACUCCAAAUCAAGAGAUGCCCUGCUGGAGAAACUAAGAGAGCGGAUUAAAGAUAGAGACAGGGCUUUGGAGCGCUCCAUCGACGACAAGUUCCGCAGUCUGGAGGAGCGUGAGGGUCAGGUGAGGAGGCUCCAACUGGCCCUCAGGGAGAAGGAACGGGACUUGGAGAGACUGCGCUGCAUCCUGUCCAACAACGAAGAGACCAUCACGAGUCUGGAUGGUUUGGUGCGUAGUAAAGAGCUAGAGCUGGAGCAGGCGGCAGAGGCCUACAGGAACCUGCAGUGGCUGAAGCAGCAGAGUGAAGAGCAGGAGAGAAACACACUGAGAGAAAAAGAGACCAUCAUCAAGCAGCUGCAGGCAACUCUGCAGAGCCACAGCCAGGAGACCCAGGACCUGACGGCAGCCCUAAUUGCCCGAGUUCAGUCUGGUCCCACUGAUAUUGUGGAGGAGCUGAAGGCUCGUCUGGCCCUGAAGGAGAAACUGUUCCAGGAGCUGCUGUCUGACCGUAGCCGCCAGUCUAAUCAUCACCAAGCACAGGUCCAGGAUCUGUUCAACGCGCUCAGCUCCAAAGACCAGUAUCUGCAGGACCACACCUACAGACUGUCCUUAGUGAUCAGCGAGCGGAGCAGCCAGCUGCAGGAGCUGCGCAGCCAACUGUCGCUUAAAGAACAGGAGCUGUGCGAGGUGAGACGGGACAAGGAGAGAGACAUGGGAGGAGAGACGGAGCAUCUGCGGGGUCUGCUCAAAGAGAAGGAGGCCUUCAUCAAGGAGCUGAUGCAGAGCCAGGAAGAGGCGAUGCAGCUGUCAUCUAAAGAGAGUGACGGAGAGAUGAAGGCUCUACAGGAGGAGCUGCAACUGGCAAUGAAGAAGGAGCGGGCGGCUCAGGAGGAGCUCUCUGCUCUGCAUUUAUCUUUGGCUCACCAGCAAGUCCAAGGAGAUGCCCAAAAAGCCAGCGGUGAUCAGCAAUGCGUGCUGGAGCAGCUUGUAUCAGAGUACAACAAGCUGAAUGAUGCCCUGAGGGCAGAGAAGAGACUAUACCAGAAUCUCAUGCAUGUGCACAACAAGAGUGACAGCAGCUCAGAGAAGAUCCAGGCACUCCACACUGAGCUAGACUCAGUGCAGGCACUGCGUGGACAGUUGGAGGAAGUCCUGGCCAGGACCUGUAACAUGGCCCUGGCACUGGAAAGGGCAGCCAAGCGGCAGCCUGACUUUGGAGAGCUCAAUACAGAGGACGAGGAGGAGGAAGGAGACGAUGAAGACGGCGGCAACAGCAGCAGCGAUGAGUUCACCGACAGCAUAGAGGAGGAUGAUGCUAAAGCGACGGCCAUCGCUCAGGGGUCUGAGAAGUCAUGUGAAGCCAGGGGUGUGGCUGCAGAGCUGGUGAGGGGAGUGCUGUCCCAGAGAGCUGAUGUAAAGCAGCUUGAGGAAGCGAGGAGGAUGCUUGAAGGCCAGCUUGAGGAAAUAAGGUCACACCUGGAGAGCGAUGGCUUCACAUCAGUGGCCCAGAUGAGGAGUGCACUGCAGAACCUGCAGGAGGAGAACCAGGCUUUGAAAGAAUGCCAAGAACGAGCCGGAGUCCUGGGACUGAGGACGAACACACAGAAGAAUCUCAGAAGACUCGCCUGGGAAGAGGAGGAGGAUAUUGAGGAGGAAGAGGAAGAGGAGGAGGAGGAGGAGGAGGAGGAGGAAACACCUCAGCGAUGGAAGAGACAGUGCACAAGGCCUUGCUCUCUGGACCUGGAGCAGCAGAUUGAGAAGGAGGCGGAGCCUGCUGGUAACACGAGUGAAGUGGGAGCACUGUGGCAGGACAUCGAUGAGGGCCUCCGCGAGCAGGCAGCUCACCUACGCUCCGAUCUGGCUCUGAGCCACCAGGAGAACAGAGAACUGCAGGAGAGGCUGAUGGUGUCGGAGGCCACGGUCCACGCUCAGGCAGAACAGCUCAAGGACUACAGAGACCUGCUCACAGAGACGUCAGUCCAGCAAGCCAGUAAACAGGUGCAGGUGGAUCUUCAGGAUCUGGGUUAUGAGACAUGCGGUCGCAGUGAGAAUGAGGCAGAGAGAGAAGACACCAGCAGCCCAGAGUUCGAUGACCUGGAGAUGUGCACGUCGCUGUCCCAUCAGCAGGACUACGACGGCGUGGGCAGCAGCUGGUACUCUGCAAACAGUGGAGGUUAUGAAGUGGGCGAUGACACCUCGCACCAGCAUCUGGUCCUCGAUCUGCGCUCACAGCUGACACGCUGCCACAAAGUGAUCCGCGGGCUGCAGCUGCGCGUCCGCUCCCUGUCCGCCACCAGCGACUACGCCUCCAGUCUGGAGCGCACGCCUCGCAAGGUAAACUGGGCCUUUGAGACGUCACCUGCCCCCAGCGGUGCGGAAGAAGAUGAAGGCUGGAUGUCUGACUCGCAGGCGAUUCGCUCUGGGUCCAAACCCAGGAGGGAGCUCGAAGAACUGAUGGCACGAGUCACAUCACUGGAGGCACAACUAAAAAGCCCCGGCCUGGAGGGAAAGGGUCAAGCAGAAGAGGGGAAAUGUGCUACUUGGCCUGGGAAGUACAACACUCUGAUCCAGGCACAAGCUCGUGAGCUGUCCCACCUGAGGCAGAGGAUGAGAGAGGGACAGGGAGUCUGCCAUAUCCUCACCCAGCACCUGGGUGACACCACUAAGGCCUUCGAGGAGCUGCUGCGAGCUAACGAUAUUGAUUACUACAUGGGUCAGAGCUUUAGAGAGCAGCUGGCACAGAGCACCACGCUGGCACAAAGAGUGGUCACCAAGAUCAGCGGACGUGACUGUGCAGAGAGCCCCGAUGAAAAGAUGGGCCACGAGUUGCUUGCCUUGCGGCUGAGUAAGGAGUUGCAGCAGAAAGAUAAAAUUAUUGAGUCGCUUCACACCAAGCUGCAGCAGCGUCCCGAGACCCCGUCCAGCUGCCACGCCCUCUCGGAGACCACCGACCAAUCAGACAGGACCUCCUUGGUGUCCGAAGAGUACAGAACCAACGAAGACCUGGAGCUGUGCUCGGAUUUAGAUGCCCGAGAGUUUCAGGAGGAGCAGCAGCCAAGACAAGGAUCAGAACCAGACGUUCGUCCAUCUUUUCCUCCUCCUCCUCCUCCUCCUCACGGACUUCUCAAGUCCUCCAACAGCUGUCCCAACAUGCAUUACUCAGCCCCUGUGACUUUGACCAGUCAGGCCUCUAGAGCCCUUUUCAGUGAGCCCGUUUCCUCCUUCUUCCCUGUCCCUUCUGGCCCUGACGUCUGGGGUAAAGAAGUCACUUCUGACCCCCGGCCCAGGGCCUUGUCUGUGAUCGCUGUUCGCCCAGAGCUGGACACGCUGUACAAACAGAUGAAUGAACAGAACAGGGGCUUUGCAGUUCCCAGUGACAAGGCCACGUUCCCUCUCUCACCCGGUGCUCACAACCAGAACGACCUCUCCAGCUACAGCCUGCUGUCCCAUCAUGCCUUUCAACAGUAUCAGCUGGGCGGCAUCCCUGAGGACCGCUCCCUGAAGUCUGACGUCGGGACUUUGUGGGACAUGGAGAACAUGGUUCAGCAAGUAGGGAGCUACGCUGGAUCGUCUGGGCUCCGGCCAGGUGUGAUUAAAAGUUUGUGCGGGGUGAAUGUGAUAGAGGAGCACCUGCAGGAGGUGAGGUGUCUCCGUCAGCGUCUAGAAGAGUCCAUCAGGACGAACGAGAGGCUCCGCCAGCAGCUGGAAGAAAGACUUGCUCGUGGUGGGCAUGGUGGAGGGGCCCCAACAAACAUCUACAUACAGGGGCUGGACUCAGUCACACAACUGUCCAACGAGAUUAGAGUCCUGAAGCAAGAAAACCUGGCCCUGCAGUCACGUUUGCAGGCUAGCACAGACACUUGUGAGGAGGUCGUACAGUUGCGGGAGGCUGUGUUUACGGCACAGGCUCGCCUGAAACAAGCAGAGCUGGAGGCCCAGCAGUGGAAGGAGGAGCUGCGACGACUUCAGAGUUACAGGCAGGAGCAAGGGGAGCAGAUCCACACGUUAAGGCAGGAGAGACAGGCCAGUCAGGAGAGAACCAACAGGCUCCAACAUGAGGUGUCGCUGCUGCAGCAGCAGCUGUGUGAGGGCAGGGAGCUCAUCCACUCCCUGCAGAGUGAACUGCAGGUCUACGAUCGAGUGUGUUUCACUGCAAAGGCCAACAAAGGCUACAUGUGUGGUGUGCCAGUGGAGCUGGGGGAGCUGCUUGGAGAGGUGAGGAGUCUCCGGGCACAACUGCAAACCAGUGUCCAGGAGAACAGUGCUCUCAAACAACUGGAGCUCCACAAGCAGCUGGAGCAGAAGCUGGGUGUGGGCUCUCCUCGCUCCCCCUCCCUCUCUGCGCUCACUGCCAGCCCUCAACGGGAAAACUUCUACAGGCGACAGCUGCUGCACGACCCAGCUCCGUCUCCACCAGUCAGGGACAUUGGUCUGUUUAACUGUGGAUCACCUGGUCCUCCCUUCUCAGACCUGGACGACAGCCAUAGCACUGCUAAUGUAGACUCUCUGGACCCUCACUGUGAGCUCGAGGGGGAGGCCCCCGACGGAUCGUUUGCAAACCGCAACGGUCGCCACGCCAUCGGUCAUGUGGAUGACUUCAGUGCUCUGCAACAGCAAGUCCUAGAGGGGCGGAGCCUCAUCCAACGCAUGGAGACGACCCUGCAGGCCUGCCUUGGCCCGACUCUGCUGGACGGCAAUGAGAAACACAGUGGUGAAAUGGUUGUGGACUCUGGAUGUGUGAAGAGUCUGCUGUCCAGCACCAGGACUCUGAGGCAGAUCCUGGAGGAGUCCAUGUCUCUGCUGAAGAUGUUCUGGAGGGCAGCUCUGCCCGGCAAUGAUCUCACCAUCCAAAACCUUAAGAAGGAGCAGUGUAUGCAGGAAGAAAUCUUGUCCCUGAAACUGCGUAUUUCAGAGCAGGAAGAGGUUCUAAAAGGGACGAUUCAAAGACUGAGAAGCACCAGCCGCACCAAGGAGAGCAUGGAGCACUUCAUAGUUAAUCAGUUGUCAAGGACUCGUGAUGUCCUGAAGAAAGCGAGGACAAAUUUAGAGAAGAAUGAGCAGAGACUUUCCUCUCUAAGCUCGUCCUCCUCCUCUCCUCAUGCUGCUGAGGAGCCAGGAGUUGUUGCCAGAGAGUGGCCUUCUGAUCGCACUGUCCUGAAGACCAGCGCUGCUUCCGGAGCCGCAGCCCAUCUGCGCCCGGCAACGAGGAAGCGCAACAGCCAAUGUCUGCUCUAGACUUUUCAAGAACCAGCCUCAAUGCUACCACCUCUGACCUCUAUGCUCCAACAGCCAAGACCCACAGAACACCCCCACCCCCCCACACGCCCCUCAACAGCUGCCAUGAGAGUGUGUCCACCCUUCACUCCUCUGGGCAACGUGUGAAGUUUACUCCGCACCUUGAGCCUUAGCAGACUCCCCUCACUUGCUCACCUCCCUCCCUCCCUCCGUCCUGCACCACCAGUGUUCUUGUCUUUGAGUGAUGUAGUCAGCAGUCUGCCUUGUGUGUGACAGAAGAAGGUGUUCGAAAUGUUCUCCUGAUGGAUUCGGUGUCGUGUGUCCUACUGAUGGAGCUGGUAGACGAUGCUCUUACACACUGAUCUCAGACCAGAUUUAGUCUUUUCUUAAUCUGGUGUCAGUGGAGCUGUAUUAAACGCGGUCAUUUGGCUUGAUCUCAGAGAUUGAAACGACGGCAUUUUUAUAUCAAAUAAUUCAAAAUGUAGCCUUAAAAUGAAGGGAAUUGGCAUCAAAUACAAAGUUUCUGUAAUACACUGUCCGCCCCUUAGAUCAGUCUCCGUGAGCAUCCUCUCCUGAGAGCCUGUGGACAGAGCAGAUGUUCAUGCAUGUUUAAAAAGACUUGUGGGAGGAAUUCUGCACACGUUUUCACACACACAUCUUUAUGUGUGUGUGUGAUCAGUCGAAGCUCACUCAAAGACAAGACACCUGUCAACUUUGACUGCCACACAAAUGUUUACCUCUUGUGGUACGCUUAUUAACAAGGACAUCUCUUCUUUUUUUUUGCCAAUGCAAUGCAAAGAAAAACGACGCCCACGGUGUGUCACUUGACACAGUGGAGGAAUGUAGAGGAGGUCGGUGGCCACUGCUACACAGUUAUGUGCUAUAUAUCUGUAUUUGUGGAGGAAGCUUUGGAAUAAUAUGUAAGCCAUCAGCCAAGAGUGGCGAUAGACGCCAGAAGAAAGUUCCACUUGAGUUCCACGCCUCCGUUUUUAGCUGUUAAUGUGUUUUGUUUUGUGUUUUUUUUAGCACAAAAGUGCAGUUGUGAAAACUGAAGACGUGCGAUUUGGAUCAGUUCUUAAAGCCAGCUUCUGUUUGAUCGAUUGUUAUUGGAUGUACACUGCAAUAUGUCCAAGUGCUCAAAUGGAACCAGGCUAAACACGCGUAUUCAAGCUCCUCUGUAGGAGUUCUCAUACGAGCAUGUGCAAUAAUAAUGUUUCUUGAAUAAUCAUGCUGCACCAGGAUAGUAUUAUUAUUAUUUCUUUGCCUGACACUGGAGUAUUAGUCACACUCAUAAUGGUAAUGUUAUGACUUCAAUGAGUGUUACGAUUGUACCUUUUUUUCUGGAGUGCCGAUGCAUGACAAAGACUGAUGAAUGGUCAAAACUGAGCUAUGGAACAGGGGAUUACCAAUACUUGCCCAAAGGUUUGAAAUUUAAACUCUUUAUUUCACUUUGACUUGCCUUGACCAUGCGAAUGACAAACUGUCUGAUGAGACAAAUAGACAAAUGCAGAUGUACCGUCCGUGUCGACGAGGAUUAAGAACCACAGAGACGGUAACCGUUAGACAGCCGAUUUGGUUUAUUUUUGAAUUGUUCUCCUUUUUUGGACCAAAACAAAAAGAACGGCGUGUUGUUGUUUUUUUGCACGACAUUAUAUGCUACAGUGGUCAUGUUAUAUCUUUUGGUUCAGGCCGUCUUAACAUUCCCAUGGCAAUGGCAAUAUAGGUUCUAAAGUUUUUAUAGAUGACACAAACUUUGGCAGGGUACUGGUAUGAUCAUUGUUCUAUAAUUCACUCACUUGUAUCAGUUCUGUUUCACUUGUAGUUUGAUGUGGGGUUUUUCUUUUGCUGUACAUUUGCCAUUUCAUGCUGUAAAUAACCUGCUUGUUGUGUGUGUAUGCGAGCGUGUGCGUGCGUGUGUGCGUUUGUAAAAAAAGAAAGAAAAAAAAAACCAUCCAACAUUUGCUUUUUGCAAAGUUGAUUAUCUGGGUAGCUGUGCAAUAGCUUUAUAAAAUACUUCAUUUUGAUGUUAAACAUCAUUGUAUUACAAGUAUGUUUGCUACACUCAUUAUAUGCAAUGUACAUUAGAGGAUUGUGUCACUUUGAAUCAGUUCGUCACAGCGAUGAGGGAAAACAUAAACAAUGCCUUCAAGACAUUGAUUACAUCAUCUACAAGUAGUUUAUUCGCUUGCCUUUACAUUUAGCCCGAGAGCUUCUCUAGUCUGCUCUCUGUGGUAGCGCUCGUCUACCUGAUAUCUGCCAAAUUAGGUUUUAUUUGUGCUUGAGUCUUCUGGGAAAAAAAAAAGUUGCCAAAUAUUUAAAUGAAAGGUAAAAAGUUUGAUAUUUCCUUUGUAAAUUGAAGACAUUAAAGAGAAAUGUUUUGAAGACUCGUCUGCUGUAAGGAAAAAGCCAAUGACUGAAAAGACUAUGGAGCGGUGAAUCCACAAAGCACCUUUUUAGAGCGUAAACAAAGCCUUAUUGCUAUUUAUUAAGAAGGGAAUUAGUGAGGGGAAUUAAACGGCAGUUUGAAACAGUGUAUUGUUGGUCCUGCGUUGCGUUUGUAUAUACCGCUAUUUGAUUGGUGCAGCCUUUAUUUGAUUGGAAAGCAGCUUUGUUUCUGAUUGUAUGUAUAAUGAAGUAGAAAGCCGAUACAGGACUCAUAUUGAUCUUGUCUCUGAUGACAGUUAAGAGUGUGUUGUGUUGGCACAGGUAGUUAUCAGUAAAAGAGUUUGGAAAAGAUGGAAUAAAACCAUUGAAAGCA
This is a messenger RNA of Solea senegalensis (Senegalese sole), 10765 nucleotides long. RefSeq names its product myomegalin-like. The record is from RefSeq and is a predicted model, not a curated record. The transcript has 41 exons. Gene Ontology annotation, molecular function: zinc ion binding. Lineage: Eukaryota; Metazoa; Chordata; Actinopteri; Pleuronectiformes; Soleidae. The coding region runs from base 679 to 8007 and encodes 2442 amino acids. Gene Ontology annotation, cellular component: microtubule organizing center; nucleus.